This is a messenger RNA of Eutrema salsugineum, 950 nucleotides long. RefSeq names its product ubiquitin-conjugating enzyme E2 27. Lineage: Eukaryota; Viridiplantae; Streptophyta; Magnoliopsida; Brassicales; Brassicaceae. The record is from RefSeq and is a predicted model, not a curated record. Gene Ontology annotation, molecular function: protein binding. The transcript is spliced from 5 exons. Bases 168 to 746 code for a protein of 192 amino acids.
ACACACAGAAAAUUACAAAAAGUAGAAAUAAAGUGGCUGUUCGAUAAUCCCUUAUGAUGCAAGAAAAGAAGCUCUUUUUAAUUCGCAAACUAACUCAUUAAAGGGCUUUGUUCCAUUAUCUCGUUUUGGGGAUUUUCAAUCGGAUCUCUUAACAUUCUCGAAAAAAAAUGAUCGAUUUCAGUCGAGUCCAGAAGGAGCUCCAAGAUUGCGAGAAAGACAAGGAUGCUUCGGGUAUCCGGGUCAGCCCGAAAUCCGAUAACCUUACCCGACUCACCGGAACCAUCCCUGGUCCAAUCGGUACUCCUUACGAAGGCGGCACUUUUCAGAUCGAUAUCACGAUUCCAGAAGGGUAUCCAUUUGAGCCUCCAAAGAUGCAAUUUUCAACCAAAGUUUGGCACCCGAACAUAAGUAGCCAAAGCGGGGCAAUAUGCUUGGAUGUCCUGAAAGACCAGUGGAGUCCAGCUCUUACUUUGAAGACAGCUCUUGUUUCGAUCCAGGCAUUACUCUCUACACCAGAGCCCAAAGACCCUCAAGAUGCUGUUGUAGCUGAACAGUACAUCAAGAACUAUCAAGUGUUUGUAUCAACAGCUCGUUACUGGACCGAAACAUUCGCCAAGAACUCUUCGCUAGAGGAAAAAGUCAAGAGACUCGUGGAGAUGGGUUUUGGAGAUGCUCAGGUUAGGAGCGCAAUUGAAUCAAGUGGUGGAGAUGAGAAUCUGGCAUUGGAAAAGCUCUGUUCUGGUUAGAUUCUAUCAAAACAGGCCUCAUUGGCGCUAGAUAUGAUAUUAAUUUGGGCUGUUAACUUAAUGUUGUGAGAUUUUGCUCUUGUCUGAUGAUAAAGAGUGAAACUUCUAUGAAAUUUUUUACUAAAUGCAAUCUAUAAAACAGAUUAUAUCUAGUGGAUCAGUGAGCAUGGAGUGUGUCAGGUUUAUUCAUGAUGAUUAAUCAAA